UUUGUAACAUUUUAGUUUUGUGAUGAUGCAUCCGAGUUUGAAAUUAAAACAGCUAACUUGUAACCAUGCCAAUGAAAAAAAAGAAAUUUUAUCACAGGAAAAGAAAACAUAAUUAUGAUAAGGCAGGAGUCAAAAGACUCUUAUCGCCAUUUAGUAAAUUUAUGUAUAAAUCAGUACGCGAAAGAAAAAAGUUAAAUGUUAUGGCAGACCGAAAUGGUAAUUUACACAAAGGAUUAUCUUAUAAAGAAAAAAGUUACAUAAUAUGUAGUUGUCAAAGCAAAUCUAGUAGAUACAAAAAACUAAAAAACAAAGCAGCGGAAGCUAUAAAAGAAAAGAAAAUAUUUUCCAUAUAUGGGAAUUGCAAUUCUGUACGGCAAGCUUUAUUGGAGAGAAAUUGGGUGGAGAAAAUUCCAUCAAAUCGAAUGAAUUUAUCUAAAAUACGAAAUGGAAGUUUUUCAAGUAAAACUAAAAUACAGAGCGAACUUGAGGGAUUACUUUUGUCGAAUUUUGUAGAAAAGCAUAAUCCAAACUUCAUUUGGCGCACAAGAGAUGAGCGCCGUUGUUCCGCCUCUCAUAUUAAGACAGAUUGUGACACAAUAAUUAACAAAUUGGAAAUAGAUGCCGUAUGGACAUCGAAGCAAGGCUUGUGCUCGUCAUUGAAGAGAAAUUAUUGGUUUUAUAUUGAAGACGUGGCAGAGGUUAUUGGGCCACGAACUUAUAAUACUUGUGAUAGUGGUGAAAUAGAAGGUUUUGUUAAGGAUUAUAAAAUUACGACUUGUACGAGCUUGUUAAAGUGGGUACUUUCUAUGGCUGCAAACGAGCGACCAGUUUUUGUUGCUACUGGUAAAAUUUCUAUGAACAUUAUAGUUUUCGCUUUAAAUCGAUGCAAAGAAUAUCUUUUUCGUAAACAGAACAAGGAUAUCGAUCAAUCUAUACCGUCUAUAAGUGCAGGACAGUGGCAUUCUUUCUUAAAAAAAUACUACAGUAUCAUAGCCAAAGAAGAAGUUUUUCAAGCUGACAGAGACAAUAAGCUGUCUUUAUAUUUAAGUUAUGCUAAGUUUUUGCUUAAAGAAAUUUAUAGGUACCGUCCUCAACUGAGCUGCGAAGGUUGUCACAAUAUUUGGAUAAUAAAGCCCGCAUAUUGUUCAAGAGGCAGAGGUAUAAGAAUGGCCUCAAAACUGGGAGUAAUUAUGAAUUUGUUGAAUAAAGCUAACGCAAAAUAUGUAGUCCAAAAAUAUAUAGAGGAACCGUUACUCAUACACGAAACAAAAUUCGACAUUAGGCAAUACUAUCUUGUGACGAGCACAUAUCCUUUAAUUAUUUGGAUGUACACCGAAUGUUAUUUAAAGUUUAGCUCUCAAAAAUAUAGUUUGAAAAACUAUCAUGAAUCUAUCCACCUGACUAAUAAUGCUGUGCAAAAAAAUUAUAAAAACUGCAAGCAACGCAACAAAGAAUUGCCUACAAAUAACAUGUGGGACUUGGACAAAUAUAAAUGCUAUUUGGCCAAAAUCGGCAAAGAUGAUGUUUGGCAAAAUGUUAUUUAUCCAGGAAUGAAGAAAUCCAUUAUAGGCAUAAUGUUGAGCUGUCAAGAUUCAUUAUCAGUGAGCAAAAACCGUUUUGAACUUUAUGGCUGUGACUUUAUUUUAGAUAAAGAAUUCAACCCUUGGCUAAUAGAAAUUAAUUCUUGUCCUGAUUUACGUAAUACUACUCAAGUUACAGCUAAAAUCUGUCCUGCAGUGGUAUCAGACAUAAUAAAAGUUGUAAUUGACUAUGCAAAGGACCCAAAAGCUUCAACGGGAAAAUUUGAAUGCAUUUAUCGACAGCCUAUAUCAUUACCACGAUACAGAAGUGCAGCAGAAUUGGUAGCGCGUGGUUAUUCUCUUCCAUUUGAAUAUUUUUACAGAGGAAAAAUACAAAUUCAAAGAUCAUUCGAUGGUCCAAACAUUACAAAAGAAAGUGAUAUUAAAAAGGUAUUAAAAAAAAUAAAGCAGUAUUAUGAUGAAGAUGAAAUAAUGAAACAACCACAAGAAGAUGAUUUUUUACUUAAUAAAAUAGAAAAAAAAACCUCCAAAUCUAUAUCAGGAAUCGAAGAGGCAACAGACGUAACAGAUGUUAUAAACGGUCAACUCGGAGAAUUAAGUGAUAGAAUUACGUCAGAAAACAGUUCAAAUUCUAAAUGCCUUCUCAAAAAAGAUUCACAACAGCAUUCAAAUCAAAUUCAGCUUAUUUCUAGCGUAACGAACAUUAAAUAUUUAUGUAGAAAAUCAGAAUCAAAAAGCUCCGAUAAUGAUCCUGGCGAAGGGGUACCUAAUGGAAAUAUUUUUAAGUUGGUAUAA
Messenger RNA from Vanessa tameamea, 2336 nucleotides. RefSeq names its product tubulin glycylase 3A-like. Gene Ontology annotation, biological process: protein polyglycylation; cilium assembly; cilium movement. Gene Ontology annotation, cellular component: axoneme; microtubule cytoskeleton. The record is from RefSeq and is a predicted model, not a curated record. NCBI's taxonomy places the organism in Eukaryota, Metazoa, Arthropoda, Insecta, Lepidoptera, Nymphalidae. Gene Ontology annotation, molecular function: protein-glycine ligase activity, initiating. Bases 66 to 2336 code for a protein of 756 amino acids. The transcript is spliced from 5 exons.